Messenger RNA from Nicotiana tabacum (common tobacco), 1984 nucleotides. Lineage: Eukaryota; Viridiplantae; Streptophyta; Magnoliopsida; Solanales; Solanaceae. The record is from RefSeq and is a predicted model, not a curated record.
AUGGCUUCGCCGGCCGGCGGCCAGCCAUUAAUUCCGACUGGUCAGCCCCCUAACACAUCUGCCCAACCUCCUACAACAACUACAAACAAUCCCCAGCCCUCAAAUCCCACAAACGAAGCCACGAAUUACGCAAAAGCUAUGAACCCUACUUCGACGACCACUACCAAGCAGAAUCGAGCCGCUACAGUAUACCAAGUUGAUUUUGUAGUAGUUUGCGUGGGAAGAUUCAGCCAAGUUCCAAAUAUUCCUCAGUUCCCUCCAAACAAAGGUCCACAAGCUUUCGAUGGUGAAGUAAUCCAUUCAAUGGAUUAUUCCAAAAUGAACUCCACAACUGCAACCAAUUUAGUCAAAGAUAAAAACGUAGCCGUUGUUGGAUUCCAAAAAUCAGGAAUGGACAUUGCCAUGGAGUGCUCUACCGUUAAUGGGAUUGAACGUGCAUGCACAGUAAUAAUCAGGACUCCACACUGGAACCUUCCAGAUUAUUUUCCAUGGGGAUUCCCUUUGGCAAAACUCUAUCUAAGUCGAUUCUCCGAACUUAUGGUGCAUAAGCCCGGUGAAGGCCUUCUUUUAUAUCUCAUGGCUACUAUUCUUUCACCUCUGAGGUGGGGAUUCUCAAAAUUUGUGGAAAGCCAUAUAAAACACAAGCUCAAGCUUUCAAAACAUGGAUUGGUUCCAGAGCAUAGUUUCUUAAACGAAUUGAGUGCAUGUUUAAUUUCUACGGUGCCUGAAGGCUUCUACAACAGAGUUGAGGAAGGACGUCUCAAGCUGAAGAAAGCAAAGAGUUUUGGAUUUACUAAAGAAGGUAUCGUGCUUGAGGGUCAAGCUGAACCAAUUAAGUCGGACUUGGUCAUACUCGCUACUGGCUGGAAGGGAAUAGACAAGAUCAAAAACGUAUUUGAAUCACCAAAUUUUCAGGAAUACAUAGCAGGCUCAGAUGGUUCGGCAGUUCCUCUAUAUAGGGAAUGCAUUCAUCCCAAAAUUCCACAGCUGGCAAUAAUUGGAUUCUCUGAAAGCGUGGCAAAUCUAUACACUUCAGAAAUAAGGUGUCGAUGGCUGGCAGAGUUUCUUGAUGGAAAGUUUAAACUACCUAGCGUCAAGGCCAUGGAGGAAGACAUAGCACAAUGGGAUAAAUACAAGAAGAGAUACAGCAAGAAGUACUACAGGAGAUCAUGCAUUGGUGCAUUGCAUAUUUGGCACAAUGACCAACUCUGCAAGGACAUGGGUUGGAAUCCUAAGAGGAAAAAGGGUCUCAUGGCGGAGUGGUUCGAACCUUAUGGCCCGUCAGACUACGCCGGCUAGCUCAACCAUCCCAGAAGAUUUCUCUUUGUUGCUUUUCUUACAUUCUGCUGCAUGGUCUUCCUUAUUUUACUGUCUUAAAGGUGUGCUUUGUCACUGUUCUGUCUUUCUCAUAUGACGUAAUAAGCUUGUUUAUCCCACCCUGGAAAGCUUUAUACAUCAGCUUGACAUUCAUACAUACUCUUCUUUUUAGAAACUCAGCAGAAAUAUUGUGCAACAAUAAUCAUCUCACGGCAGCUAUGAGAAGCAGCUAUGAGAAGCAGUAGGUAGACUAGCAUAGACAUUCAAACAUUAAAUUAAAACCCCCAGAGGCUUGUAUACAUUCAAAGUCUUGCUGAUAAAAAGUUGUAUAAAGACAACUCCAAUACGCUUAUUUUGCGUGCACCAAGUUUGCAAAACCUUAAAAGGGAUCGAUUGACCUCAAGAAACUAAAGGAACGAAGAGGGGGUUAGGGCUACAGAGUAAAUUCAAGAUAUAACCUGUUCAUUCCUUUCCGUUCCAGCAAGCUGACUCCUUAACCAAGAUGCCGAACAUUAUAGAAUCCAACAUAUUUACAUAGGGAAGUAGUGUAAAUAAUUCAAUGUACAGUUGUUCCGCAGUUGUAUAAAGCUAUCUAAAGAUACGAGCCACCAGGCAUUAUUGCAGUCAUGAAGAAUCUUCGAACGCCCCCCACCGCCAAAAAAAAAAA